Molecule: messenger RNA, 5179 nt
Organism: Culicoides brevitarsis
Lineage: Eukaryota; Metazoa; Arthropoda; Insecta; Diptera; Ceratopogonidae
Gene: E(Pc)
Exons: 11
Coding region: 477-4901 (1474 amino acids)
Biological process (GO): regulation of transcription by RNA polymerase II
Cellular component (GO): NuA4 histone acetyltransferase complex; piccolo histone acetyltransferase complex
Source: RefSeq, a predicted model, not a curated record
AUUGGUUGAUUUUCUUUGGAUAAAAUUAUCGCAGAAAAAUAAUCGAAAAAUCAUUUGUUUUAGCUUUAAACAUUUGGACAUAUUUUAACAUUUGGCAACAAAAUUCGAUAUUUGGGACAGAAUUUAACAAAAUAGUAGGCGGUCUACCCAAAUAUGCACUGGGAACGAGCGCGACAAAACAACUGUACACUGGACCGAUAGUAAUCCAGCCAACGGAUCACAUUCUGAAAUACCUGAGAAAAAUCCAAUAAAUUAAAAUUGUAACUGAGUACUGCGGAAAUUCCAAAAUGAGAUCGGAAUAAACGCUCGGGAGUUCAAAAGGCGCGCCCUUUGGGCCCAAAAAUUGGCCUACAAGGACAAUUCAACGCAAUAAUUCGAGACAAAACGCCAGAAAAAAGUUCAUACAUAUAACACAUACGUAUUCGUAGAAGCGUACAGCAUAUAGCGCGCGUCAUAGAGAAUUUUCGAAGAAAAAAAUGUCCAAAUUAUCUUUUCGGGCGAGGGCCCUAGAUCCCUCGAAACCAAUGCCAAUUUACUUGGCCGACGAAUUGCCAGACCUUCCAGAAUAUUCAGCAAUCAACAGGGCAGUGCCCCAAAUGCCGAGUGGCAUGGAAAAAGAGGAAGAAUCUGAACACCAUCUGCAGCGAGCAAUUUGUGCAGGUUUAUUAAUUCCAACACCUGAAGUGAGCACAGUCGACGAUGACGCCUUUUAUAAUAGAGUUUAUCCGCCCGACUACAAGAUGCCAAGGCAACUUAUUCACAUGCAACCUCUCGGCAUGGAUACAGAUAUUCCGGACUAUGAUAUGGAUGCUGCCGAUGAAAUUUGGGUGGAAUCGCAACAGCGAAGGCUAGAUUUGACGCCAUUAAAGUUUGAGCAAAUGAUGGACAAGUUAGAAAAGUCGUCAGGACAAACGGUGGUGACUUUGAAUGAGGCUAAAGCUCUUCUGAAGGAAGAUGACGACGUUUCUAUCGCUGUCUUUGAUUACUGGCUCAACAAACGACUGACAACACAAACUCCAUUAAUUCCAUGUGUAAAGACAGAAAAUCGAACUGGAAUGGCACCCAAUAAUCCAUAUUUAGCAUUUAGGAGGAGAACCGAGAAAAUGCAAACUAGAAAAAAUCGUAAAAAUGAUGAAUUUUCAUACGAAAAAAUGUGUAAACUAAAACGAGAAUUGAGUCGUGCAGUUACCCUUUUAGAAAUGAUAAAACGACGAGAAAAGUCCAAACGUGCUCAGUUGCUGUUGACAAUUGAAAUAUUUGAAAAACGCUAUGCAGCUCGAGAUUUUAAUGGACAGCUUGUUCAAGAUAUAGUCAACAGUAUGGCAAGAUCUCAAAGACCUGCAUGUGCGCCACUGCAUUCGAAUCAGUAUCAAUAUUCUCCUUUAUCUUCAUCAAACUUGGCGACUUGGGGAAACAGUGGUUCCGGAACUACGUCAAAUUCUCAUCUGCUCUACAACAGUAGUUCGCAAUACCAUUCUACGACAUCACAAAAGUCCUCAAAUCAUUCUACGAUGAUAAGGGAUGCCGAUGGGAAUAUAAUAAGAAAAGAAAAACGACAGUACCGCAAACGCAAGCAUAAACUGCAAAAGGAGAAGGGACUGCAGUCGAAUAGUGGAUUGAUUAAUGUGGGAAAUGCAGGAAAUACUGCAGUUGGAUAUUCCUCAACUGGACACCAUUUGCAUCAUUUAUCAGGAAUUCACCAUAGCAGUAUAGAUAACAUGUUGUCAUCCGAUGACGAUGAAUAUAACAAUGGAAACAAUGCAGCGGGUUCAGAAAGUGAAGAUGAAGGUUUAUACGCCUUCAAAAGGAAUCGAAAUUGUAACUAUAACCGGCCAAUCACAGAACAAUAUGGUGACUGGCCAUGGGUGUCAGCAGAGGAGCAUGGAAAGGCAGAUAAAAAAUAUAGGUUUACUCUUACAUCGAUACGACAUCCCAAACCUCGUUGCAUUGGUUUUGCCAGAAGAAGAAUGACACGAAAUGGACGAAUAGCAUUAGAUAGAUGCUCAACGUCGCUUGACGACUUUUGGAAAAGUCUGGAUUAUACAAUAUUUGACAGUGAAAAACAAAAAUCUGAAUCUGCAUUACAACAAAAACAACAACAACAAGCAACGUCGGUGAUAGAGGACCGUUGUACAGAAGACCGGCUACAUUCAGAUACUCGGAAAGAAAUGGCUGGUCGGAUACGAAUGUCAAGCGUGGGUGAGAGUUGGAGUGCUUCACCAUCUUCGCUGUCCUUCGGGGCCAGCGAAUCAUUAGAAAAUGUGAUAAAAUCUGAGAGUGUAGAAACACCAACCUCUAUUAAAAUCAAGGAAGAACAAUUAGAUGAUUACGAACGACUGAUUGACAAUGUAAAUAAUGAUAGAAAUAAUAAGCAGAUCAGUAAUAGUUGUAGUAGUAGCAAUAACACAUUACGUAAUAAUAUAAAUUCUUCUUCGUCGGCGUCGUCGUCAUCUGUUCCCGUUGUGACCAGUACGAAUCCUAAGAACUCGUCGUUUACCAAUGAAUUUCUAGAUUAUGCUGUCAAAAGUGAAAGGACUGGAUCAGUAUCUUCAACAUCAUCGGUACAAAAUGUACGACUUAACCAGCAACAGCAGCAAACAGAUACUUUGCAUUUAGUUCAUCCUAAUUUAUCAUUAGCAUCUGCCACCAAUAGUAGUGUCCAGACAUCGAAUAACAACAAUCAACUGUCACACACGCAAGAGUCUCGUGACAGUGGGAUAUCGAUUAAAUCCGAAUCAAUCAAUGACAAUGAUGCUAAUUUAUUGCAUCAGCUACCACAAGAAUUAUCCGACAGUAUUUACGAUGAGUUUUUGGAUGAAAUUGAACGCAGCUGGCUCCAUUUUCGACCAAAGACUCCGCUAUUGUCACCGUCCUCUUCACCACCGAACACCGAAUUCGCAACACCCUUUUAUACAAGUGAUAUGUUAACGUAUGAGACAGAAUGCAUCGAUACGCUUAGUAGGCUUACAAAUGGACCUUUUAACGUUGAACUACAGGCACUGGAUCGUCAGUUACCGCAAAAUUUAUUUGCCGAUAACGAAGAUAGUGUUUUUGUAACAACAGAUCCCAUCGUUCUAGAUACUCUUAUGAGUGAGUCGUUAAUAAAUCGGGUUGAUAAAGAUUCAUCGAAAUCCCUAGACCUAGCAAGUGGCAGUCACGACAGUUUGAAUGACAUUGGAUUAAAUGAAUCUAGCGAUGAUAAUGAAAAGCUGCUCGCUAAUAUUCUAGAGGAGUGCCAAAUGGAAGAUGGAAAGGCAUUAAAUCAAACGAGCAAUUUCUGGAAUGGCCUUUUGGAAGAAGAUGGUAACACAUUGCCCGUAGCUCUAGAUUUAGACAUGUUGGAAAACGGUAGAGCGUCAACCCCAAAGUUCGAUCGAAGUUUAGGAUACUGUUCCGAUGCUUUGUCAUUGUAUAGUAAGCAUCUAACGGAUGACGAGCCCACUGAUAAAAUUGAUGACAAGACUAGAGCGAUGACGAACAACAGUCAAAAAUCAAAGUGCCACAUUGAAGUCGGACGAAGCCACUUUAAACUGUCACGUACGAAAAGUGAUCAACUAUUGCAUUUAAAAUUGAAAACCGCUCGUUCAGCUACUGCAAAACUUGAUAUUGAUCCCGUUUCACAGAUUAAAGUUGAGCCAACGGAUGAACUUAAUCCUUGCAACUCACGUCCGGAACUCGUUGAUCCCUCUGUUGUUUCGUCCACUACUGAUCAAGAUACCGUUUUGUCAAAGGAACCUAUCGUGAUAAAGCAAGAACAACCUGUUACUCCCUGUGAUGCUACGGCAUCGCAUGACUAUGCUGCACCUGUUCCGUGCGUCGUGUCAAGUGGAGCUGCUACAGUGAUCCCAACGAUACUUAAAUCUACCACGCUAGUUCGAACUUCUGGUAUCAUUCCAACCUCGGGUCAAAAUUGGCAACAACAAAACGUAAACAACUCCCAGGGAGUGACAACAACGACCACCACUACAACAGGCGUAAGAAGGCAAAUUAACGGGCCACAAGGUCUACAAAACUUAUUGAGAUCAACAAAUGCAUAUGUGAGUUCACAACAACAACAACAACAACAAAAAAUACCACAGAAUACGAUAAUAGAUGAUAACAGGGACAACAAACUCAAACAAGUUAAUGAUUCCAGUGGUGGAAACACCAAUCACAAUACAGGUUUGUCGAGUUUGCCUGAGCAGCAACAAGUUAACAUAAUCCACGGGAAUAUACCACAACAAUUUGCGAUAAUAGGAUCGACAACCGGAUCGGGUCCCGGUACACAAAACCGCAUUUUUUUGACACCAACGCCGCACCAACAACACCAACAGGUGUCAACUGUAGGUCAAACAGGCGGCAAUACAACACUUGCAACCAUUCCCUCAACUGCGAUCCUCAUGAAUGACGGCAAGGGCUCCGUCGUUGACGGCAAGGCAAUCCAGCAACGUGUAAAACUUAGCGACAAUCGAAUCUUGUAUGCGACUAAUCUAAAGAACAACCGUGGUCAAUUGGUGACGCAACUUAACCAGAAAGUUCUUAAUAUUGUACCGAUUGGCCAUCCCAAAAACAACAUUUUGUCCGCAGCUGCAUCGGCAACUACCGCAACUAGUGGAGGGCUUUCUGCUGGUCAAACAAUAAAUGUUGUUUCUGGUGCUCCAUUGAGCAUAACAAAAUCAGGUCAUAUGAUUCAGCGCGUAACCACUAUAAAUAAUAGUCAAAAUAUUCGAGCUAACAACACGGGGACUACCACGAGUAUCGUUGGAAACAUCGUCGGUACGCAACAGAAAGUCAUUGGACUGGUGAAUACUUCGCCAGCUACUGUUGUCGACGUAAACCAAGCCACAAAUGCAGUCAAAAUCAUUCAAACUAAUGAUAAUAAUUCUGUAUCAGGUAUCAAUAUAAAUACGUCUAAUAGGUGAGACAAGUUGAACAUAAUUAAACUAAGAAAUUAAGGUAAUAUAUAAAAAUUAAAAUAAAAAAAAAAAAUGAAGAAAGAAAAAAAACAAAAAACUACUAAAUGUCCUUUUUAAUAAAACAAAAGUAAGGGAAUAAACAAAAUGUAUGAAAAUAUAAAAAAAAAAACAAAUAUAAAAAUAUGAGAAAUUGUAUUCAAAAAUGUUCAAUGUAAAUUUUAUGCGAUCGCUUUAUAAACAAAAUGUCUUUUUUACAUUUUUGUAUUUGAGACUAAAUUGCAUUU